UAAUUCUUCCAGAUUAUGUUACAUAAUACAGGAUCAAAAUUAAACAGUAUAAUGCUUACGAGAUUAAAUUGAGGAGGGUACCAUGUGGAGGCCAUGCAGAGGUAAAACACUUGCCAGAAUGACUUCUCAUGCUCCCAGAACUCUCAGAUAGUGCAAGGAAAACCUGUGAAGGUGCCUUAGUCGUGCUGAUAAGCCUAGUCAUUCUGCUGGGUAGUAAAUCAAUCAGCCUUUGUUUGGCGAUGUGCAUGCACACCGUUUUUGUUUUACUUCCUGCCCCUCUCACUACCAUCACCCCCCUCUUCUUUUUUUCUGCUGAGGUUAAUAUUUAAUUUAUUGCCCAUGAGGACGGGGGAAAUACAUAUAAUAAGGAUUCAGCACCUGUGGAGCCAUUUGGAGUACUCCAGCAAGUGAGUGGGGGAGACAUCACUGCGGUUCCUCAAGACUCUACGCCAUAUCCAGACUCCAGCAGACUCCAGCAGACUCCACACACUCUUUUCCUUUACGUUAGCAGCACUGAGAGGGGGAAGCAUGGGUAACUUUUGGAGAUGGCUAUGGUGUCAAAGGAACUAUGUGAUCAUCAUUCUCACCCCACUCAUCUUCCUUCCUUUGCCAAUCGUAGUGCCAACAUCGGAGGCUAAAUGUGGCUACGCUAUCAUCGUGAUGGCUCUGUACUGGUGCACAGAGUGCAUGCCACUGGCGGUCACGGCUCUGCUCCCCGUCGUGUUCUUCCCCUUAAUGGGCAUCAUGCAGGCCGAACAGGUCAGUGUUCAGUACCUGAAAGACACCAACAUGCUGUUCAUUGGUGGGCUGCUGGUUGCCAUUGCCGUGGAGAACUGGAAUCUGCACAAGCGCAUCGCUCUUGGAGUCCUGCUGCUGGUGGGAGUGCGGCCUGCUCUGCUAAUGAUGGGUUUCAUGGGUGUGACGGCCUUCCUCUCCAUGUGGAUCAGUAACACGGCCACCACCGCCAUGAUGUUGCCCAUUGCGCAGGCUGUGCUGGCCCAGCUAUCGGUCACCGAGGCCGAGGGUGACGAGCGGGAGUUGCGGGGCGGGACCAGCAACCAGGCCUUUGAGAUGGAGGACGUCAGAGACACAAAGGCACCUAUGGAGGACUUUAACAAAGCCCACACGGACGUGGAGCAGGGUGUCGACCAGGCUUUAGAGGACAGGAGGAAGGCACGCGAGCAGAAGUACACGCUUCUGGGCAAAGGGAUGAGCCUGUGUGUGUGUUACUCUGCCAGCAUCGGGGGCACUGCCACUCUGACGGGCACCACCCCCAACCUCAUCCUGCAAGGCCAGCUCAAUUCGAUCUACCCAGAUAACAACGGCAUCAUCAACUUUGCGAGCUGGUUUGGCUUUGCCUUUCCCAACAUGCUGUUGAUGCUUGUCUUCUCGUGGAUGUGGCUGCAGUUCAUGUAUCUGGGCUUCAAUCUGAAGAAGUCCUUUGGUUGUGGUACCAAAAACGAAGGCGACAAGGAAGCUUACCAGGUGAUGAGGGACGAGUACAAGAAGCUGGGCCGCAUUUCGUUCGCCGAGGGAUCUGUGCUCGUCAUUUUCAUCCUCCUGGUGGUGUUGUGGUUCACCAGGGAGCCGGGCUUCAUGCCUGGAUGGGCCUCCGCGCUCUUAAAGGGCACCGGCUUUGUCUCAGACGGGACCGUGGCCAUCUUUAUGUCCGCUCUGUUCUUCGUCAUCCCCUCCAAGUGGCCAUUCACCUUCUCAGAAGAGAACGACACGGACAAUAGUGGCAACAGAGAUGAUGACAGCAGCAGUGACAAUGACAGUGAUGAAGAGGACAAAAAAAUCAAGAAAAGGAAAUCAGAGAAGAAAUCAAAGAAAUCAGCGGGAAAGAUGAAGGCCCCUGUACCCUUGCUGACCUGGGACGUGGUGCAUCAGCGCAUGCCCUGGAACAUCAUCCUUCUGCUGGGUGGAGGCUUCGCACUGGCCAGUGGUAGUGAGGCCUCUGGACUGUCCAAGUGGCUGGGAGAGAGCCUGGCUCCGCUGCAGUCGAUCCCUCCCUUCGCCAUUUCCUUGCUGCUGUGCCUCCUGGUGGGCACCUUCACCGAGUGCUCCAGCAACACGGCCACCACUACCCUCUUUCUGCCCAUCCUCGCCUCCAUGGCCACUGCUAUUAAGCUCCACCCCCUUUAUGUCAUGCUGCCCUGCACCAUUUCCGCUUCGCUGGCCUUCAUGCUGCCAGUGGCCACACCCCCGAACGCCAUCGCCUUCUCCUAUGGCAACCUCAGAGUCAUAGACAUGGCAAAGGCUGGCUGCAUUCUCAAUGUGAUUGGCAUUCUCACAAUCAACUUGGGUAUCAACACCUGGGGCAAAGCCAUGUUCCAUCUGGAUACCUUCCCUACGUGGGCCUACAACACAUCUACGCCUGCUAUAUGAACCAAGGAGAUUAUCGCUGCUACACUGCCACAGGGAACAGAGAGAGAGAGAGAGAGAGAGAGAGAGAUAGAGAGAGAGAGAGAAGUAUGUAAGUAUGUGAGUAAAUAAGUUAAGUAAGCAAGUUAGUAUGUUAAGAAAGAUAGAAAGAAAGAAAGAAGGAAAUAAAUAAGAAAGAAAGAAAGAAAGAAAGAAAGAAAGAAUGAAGUGAGAGAGAUGCACAGAAAAAGAUCACCUUGUAUUUAUUAACUUUUUUUCAUUCUUCUGUGUUAAUAUGUUUCAUCCUUGAUGAUAAAACUUGAUAUAAUGGCAUAAACAAUCAAGGAUAAUAAUCAUAAGGUUCAAAGGUUAACAAGGUAUUUAUGGCUGCACGGUUAGGUUUACCUGUGGCUUGUAAGCCUAUUGCGCUAACUGAGCCAAUUGUUAAACUGACAGAAUGUAUAUUGAAUUAUAUAUUUGAAUUAUACUGAGCCACUGACAGAAAGUGCCUCAAUAUAAUCCAAAUGAAAUAAUAGACGAUUUCUGUAGAUUUUAGUUUGGUCCUUUUGGGAUCUUAUAAAUCACCUAUGAUGUUAAAUUAUGAUGUAGGAACAAAGUGCUGACACUGGCGGCAGGCUUAAACACAUACUGCCAUUUUAAUGUCUUGAUAGAUAAACUAUCAUUGAUAUCUGACAUUUUAUGGUUGCUUAAAAAGAUCAACAGUGUCAGCAAAUGCUAACGAAAUGCUUAAGCUGGCUCUCUUUAAGUACAGUGUUUCCUUGAGUUAUGGACAAAAUGAAAUGUUUAUAUAUAGUUUUAUAAUAUAUGGCCAUCUUAUUUAAAGACAUUUUUGUAAGACUAAAUAAAGUAUUUGUAUGUAAAUAAAGAGCUGUAAAAAGUUUGUGUAAGAGUUCAUACAGA
Messenger RNA from Alosa sapidissima (American shad), 3285 nucleotides. RefSeq names its product solute carrier family 13 member 2 (gene slc13a2). Gene Ontology annotation, biological process: monoatomic anion transmembrane transport. The record is from RefSeq and is a predicted model, not a curated record. Bases 529 to 2388 code for a protein of 619 amino acids. Gene Ontology annotation, cellular component: membrane. NCBI's taxonomy places the organism in Eukaryota, Metazoa, Chordata, Actinopteri, Clupeiformes, Clupeidae. Gene Ontology annotation, molecular function: transmembrane transporter activity. The transcript is spliced from 12 exons.